GAACUGAGGUGUACAUUUUUGUCCCAGAUAACAAUCCCCCAUCUUUCACUAUUACAAGAAAGCUCACUCCACUCUCUCCGAUUGCUCUCCGUUAAUGGCAAGAUUAUAAAUUACAGUAGCUUUAGGGUUACGUAAUAAUUUUGAAGAUAUCACUGUAUAAUAUUUUAAGUUAUCAGAUGAGUUCAUUGACUGUGAAACUCUCCCUAAUUAAUCCUAAAUUAUCUUCUUCUUCUUCUUGUUCUUCUAGUUCUGCAAUUACCGUAUGUGGUCGACCUACGAUAAUUUUCCCGAGGAAGAGGAACUAUAGUUUUAGUUUGAGAGUUAGAGCUAAUGAUUCGUCCAAGGAUAAUAACUCUUCAUCUAAUUCUGCUGAUUCCAAGCCAACCAACGGCUCUCUGCCAAAGACCAGGAAAAGUAUUCUAUUGGAGUAUGUCAAGAAUGUACAGCCAGAGUUUAUGGAGCUAUUUGUGAAGAGAGCACCGCAACAGGUAGUUGAUGCAAUGCGACAAACGGUGACAAACAUGAUCGGCACACUACCCCCUCAAUUUUUUGCUGUAACAAUUACCACUGUAGCUGAAAAUCUUGCACAGCUCAUGUAUAGUGUUAUGAUGACUGGCUACAUGUUUAAGAAUGCACAGUACCGCUUGGAAUUGCAACAAAGCUUGGAGCAAGUUGCUCUUCCUGAAGCGGAAGAAAAGAAGGAUGUGCCAGAUUAUGCACCUGGUACGCAAAAGAAUGUGUCUGGUGAAGUUAUCAGGUGGAACAAUGUUUCUGGUCCUGAGAAAGUAGAUGCUAAAAAGUACAUUGAAUUGCUUGAAGCAGAGAUUGAGGAACUCAAUCUUCAGGUUGGAAGAAAGUCUGCAAAUGGACAAAAUGAGUUGUUGGAAUAUCUCAAGUCUCUUGAACCCCAGAAUUUGAAGGAGUUGACAAGUAGCGCUGGGGAGGAUGCUGUGCUUGCAAUGAACACCUUUAUUAAGAGACUUUUAGCUGUUGCAGAGUCAGAAAAAAUGAAGACAAGUGUAACAGAGACUAGUGCACCAGAACUUGCUAAGCUGCUUUAUUGGCUGAUGGUGGUUGGAUACGGCAUCCGGAACAUUGAAGUUCGUUUCGAUAUGGAGCGCGUGCUCGGAUCACCUCUAAAGGUUGCCGAGUUACCUCCAGGAGAAAACAUUUGAUCUCAUACAUGGCAAUUCCAAUAAUAGUUGGGACAAGGGCAGAUCAUGUUAAUUAAAUUCCGAUAUGGCUAAGCUGAUGCAGUUUUGAGUUCUCAUAUGUGGAAGGGGCAACAGCUGAACUUAGGAAUGACCUGCUGUAAGAGGAGGCAUGCGGCUCUUCCUAAGGUAUUGCGAAACCUAUUGAGAAUUUGUUUUUAGAAAGCAAAUUCUGAUAUAUGAUUAUAGUCGAGAUUCUCAAUACUUUUUUUUUUUAUCUCAAAUUAGUCAAUAAUAAAAUAAUCAACUAUAGGAACUUCAUGAUUCUUGAACUUAUUAAUUGUGAAACUUGUUAUCCGAAUAUAUACUCGGUUCAUUUGCUUGA
Mercurialis annua (annual mercury) is the source of this 1536-nucleotide messenger RNA. RefSeq lists its product as uncharacterized. The transcript has 7 exons. Bases 177 to 1175 code for a protein of 332 amino acids. The record is from RefSeq and is a predicted model, not a curated record. NCBI's taxonomy places the organism in Eukaryota, Viridiplantae, Streptophyta, Magnoliopsida, Malpighiales, Euphorbiaceae.